This is a messenger RNA of Bemisia tabaci, 1471 nucleotides long. Its product is annotated as alpha-tocopherol transfer protein-like. Gene Ontology annotation, cellular component: membrane. The record is from RefSeq and is a predicted model, not a curated record. Gene Ontology annotation, molecular function: phosphatidylinositol bisphosphate binding. Lineage: Eukaryota; Metazoa; Arthropoda; Insecta; Hemiptera; Aleyrodidae.
UAGUUAUCUGGCAAAAAUAGGAGAUGGAGGAAUAGACUCUCUCCCUCAAACCAACCAAUGAGGGUCUGAAAUCUGACUUGGUAUUGGGCAGCAUUUUUUAUGUUGAGGAAUAUUCUUUUUUUUUUUUUUCCAUUUGUGUGAUCAUUCAUGAAUUCCUGCCAAUACCCUCAACAAUGCAGCUUUGAUUAAUUUUAAGCACCUUUAUUGUCAACAGUAAUAGAUUAUUUUUCUCUUGAUAAAUCUCCCACAUUCUGCUCUCAUGGUUACUUACACUAUCAUUCACUAGGGAAAUGAAGCAUAGUUGCCAAAAUGAAGGAAAACAGGUGAAAAAUUAGAAUGAGUAAUUUGGUCUCUCGCUAACCUUAUCUGGUUCACCCACUUCAAUUUAGAGUGGUCACUUACUUCUGAUUCUCAUCUGAAUUCCUGCUUUUCACUGUAUGUGCUUCUUUAUCUAUUAAUUUACCUUCAUGAUAACCAACUCAUCUUGAAAACUUGAAAUUGGUUCCUUCAUCAGUGUCCCACGUUUUGAUGUUUGUGGAUUCUUUUCGGUCUGCUAUUUUUUUUUAAUUUUGUGAAAAGUUGAUUUUCAUGCGGUUCUAUUGAUGGCCUCCGACUUAGAUGCGUUUGAUGAGAUAAAAUUGUGGCUCAACUCUCUACCAGAUACUGAAUUAUCAGAUGAAGAAAUCAAGGUUUUUCUGCACAGCUGCUAUGGAAAUUGUACUGACACAAAAAGAUGUAUCGAAGUUUAUCAUUCUUCAAGGAGAGAGCUGCCUGAAGUUUUUGCAAAUAGAGAUCCAAGAGACCCUUCCAUCCAACAAUUUUUUAAAUGUUUUCAGAUUAUACUGUCCAAAGAGAGAACUGAUGAAAAUUUUGCUGUGAUCCUGAUUCGAGCAACCAAUCCGUCAGUAGAAUACUUUGAUAUUGCAAGUUUGUUCAAAGCAUAUUUCAUGACCGUAGACACUCUGAUUUUGGAGGAUCCUUACUGUGAAGGAUUAAUAUUGGUUUUUGAUGUGGCUGGUAGCUCCGUAUCACACUUGAGGAAGUUGAAUUUUGGUGUCCUGCGGAAGUGUAUCAAGUAUUUAGAGGAAGGAAUGCCCAUUCGAACCAAAGGAUUACAUGUUGUCAAUUUAACAUUUGUAAUGGUCAAAAUAAUUCAACUAGUCAAGACAUUUUUAAAAUCAAAUAGAGAUGACAUGACUUUCUUUCAUUCUUCCUCAAAACUGGAAACUCUUUACUCAGCUGUGCCCCAGAGGUGUCUCCCUGGAGAAUAUGGUGGAACUUUGGGUUCUUCGGAAGAUCUGAAUAAUAAAAAUAUAGAGCGGUUAAUUGAAUAUCGAGAACACCUUCUGGAAGGUAAAAUGAGACUUCCAGCCAUUGCCAAAAGGGACAAUCGUCAAGGAAAAUCAAGUUGCGAGGACCAAGCGUCAUUAGAACAAUUAUGCAUUGAAUAAACUGUCCAAUCAUGUGUCAA